AUGAUCGAAAAUAUUCCUCCUGAUGCUAAUUCUUCAUCAAAUACUGCUAUUAUUGUCCCAACGAACAAUAGGACAGUAUCUUUUUACGGUCUGGAAAAUAUAUGGACACAAGAUUACUCCAAAAAUUUUCCUGAUUUUGACCUCAAAACAUUCCUUACUGUAUCACCAUAUGGGAGCAAAAUUUUAAAUUACUAUCAAACGAAUGAUCGAUUAACGGAUUUCUUAAGAAAUAAAUUAGUAGAUAUGAUUAUUACCCAAUUAUAUCCCUAUAUUAUCAAACACCGGCUCACUCAUAGCCAGUACAACAUUUUAUGUUCAAAAAUUUUAAACUUAUUCCCAAGUGAGUGUAGUCACACUUACUAUCUUUCUGGUGAGAGGUUACAUAGCUCUGCUGUUCAAGCCAAAGGAAAAUUGGUGUACAAAUCUCAUAAUAUACUUUACCGGAGUCCAGACAAAACAUAUGUCAGAAAAAGAAAAAAUUCUACUGUUGAUCCUAAUGAGACACUUAAAAAAAGAGACAGAGAAAACACGGAAGGUGAAAAAAAUGCUAUGACAUGGCUGAAACAUAACCGAAAACCGUGGGAUGAGGUUAUGAGGCACUGGCAAUCGACUUUUGAUAUAAGAACAUGUGGAAAUUUCAAUACAGUCGCAGAAUUUAUCAUAAACUGGCCUAUUAUUGCAGACCCUAGGGCAGCUUCAUUAAUUGAAGCUGAUUUCAAAUGUAUGUACCCAGAUUCCAAAGUAGUUUUGCAGCUUGCAGUCUUGCCUAGAAUUAUACCACCUAGAGGUAGAAAAAAAGAUGGCAAAAAUCAUUGGAAAUGUAGCACAACUGAGGCAGUACAUGGGAUUUUGGUGCAUGCCACGAUACCCGGGGAUAUAGAGAGACAAAUAGAAAACCAGGUAAACCGAGCCCUCAAAAGAAAAAUAUUCAGGCACGUCCAGCCUUAUCUACUUGCAGAAGGACCUCAGCUCUCCCAAAUUCAAAAUAUCUAUCUGGUGAUCGACAAGAUACACUUUCAUUUAGAAAGUGCUCUGAAAGGACUGGACACUUUGUUUAAAUGUUUUUUUGUCCUUCAUACAGAAUACCCAGUACAGAGUGAACAUAUUUGGCAUAUAAUACAACAGGUUGUAUAUGGAAUUGACAUUCCACCAGAAAAAAUUUCUUCAAAUAUUGUUGAUGUAGUUAGUUUUGUAAAACUUGACUGA
Psylliodes chrysocephalus is the source of this 1206-nucleotide messenger RNA. NCBI's taxonomy places the organism in Eukaryota, Metazoa, Arthropoda, Insecta, Coleoptera, Chrysomelidae. The record is from the annotation of a GenBank genome assembly.